Messenger RNA from Papilio xuthus (Asian swallowtail), 1039 nucleotides. It is a transcript of the gene Lsm11, whose product is annotated as U6 snRNA-associated Sm-like protein LSm11. Gene Ontology annotation, molecular function: U7 snRNA binding. The record is from RefSeq and is a predicted model, not a curated record. The coding region runs from base 80 to 793 and encodes 237 amino acids. Lineage: Eukaryota; Metazoa; Arthropoda; Insecta; Lepidoptera; Papilionidae. Gene Ontology annotation, cellular component: U7 snRNP. Gene Ontology annotation, biological process: mRNA 3'-end processing by stem-loop binding and cleavage. The transcript is spliced from 4 exons.
UCACCGAAUGUCAAACCGGUAUAUUUUGUAUUUUGGUAGUGUUGUUUUGUUUUAAAUUUUAAGGAUUUUAAUAAAUGCAAUGUCAGGAGAUUCUUCUACUUCUGAUUCAGAAAUAAGUGCGUGCAGUUCAAAAUUUGAUCCAGUCAAAACACUUUAUUCAAGUAGAACUUUAGUGCCUGUUGAAAAUGCUCCUAUGUACAACAGUGUCGACCAAUUUGAAGCUUCUCUUCAAAGUAAAAAUACUAUUGUUCCUGUUGGGCACAGUGAAUUAGUCCGGCAACAAAAGGAAGAAAAGGAAAAAAGGCAAAAUGAAGAAGCUAGACAGUUGGCAGAAGCGAAUAGGCAGCGAUUUGCCAAAUACGAAGCUCCCACACCCAGAAGACCACCCCCGGCCAGGACCAGUAAGAACGUCCUACAUCGCAUCCAAGACAUAGACGGCCCCCUCGCCGUGCUCAAGCAGUGCGUGGACCAGAGACUCAGAGUUAAGGUGAUAACGCGAGGAGCGGCGGGACUCAGGGGAGAGCUUCAUGCCAAUCUGAUCGCCUUUGACAAGCAGUGGAACCUCGCCCUUACAGACGUACUGGAGAUCUGGCACAAGAGAGCCGUUACAAAAAGAAAGAUACCACCAGCUGUAGGUGCACCGGUCGACAAAGGUACAGCGGCGGCGAUGUAUCCUGUGCCGAAAGUGACAGAGAAACCUAUUGGUAAGGGUGUAUGGGAGUGCAGGCGACAUGUCCCGCAGCUGAUGGUGCGCGGCGAACAUAUCGUCUUGAUCAACUUGGUGCAACGAUGAAGUGACAGAUGUACAUGUCUUGUGUGAGUUAGAGAUGCUAGAUCUGAUCGUUUCGUCUACUAUUUGUUGACAUAGAACAUGAUGAUUGUGAUUUAUGUUAAGUAUCGAUACUUUGACAUUAGACCUUAAAUUAGUUAUCAAUUGUGUGUUUAAGGCAAAAACAAAUUGGAUUCAAAAAGCGAUCAUCAUUUAUUAAUUUGUAAAUCAUUAUUAUUUUCAGAUUAUAACUUUGAUUAUCAUUAGGUU